AUGGUAAGUGCACUACUGACUGGUGGAAUGGAAGCUCUGAUAAAAGAGACGUACAGAUUUUUCAGACCGUAAGCCGUUAGAUAGAAAUCAAUUCAGGAAAAAAAAAUCGAAAUUCUAAAACAGAUGGAGAAGAGAUGGGGAAAGAAGUGGGCUUUGAUUUGUUUGUUUCUUUUUAAUUGGGCGAGAAACGUUUCCUCCCUUUCGGUGACCGUAAGCGACAUGGAAUGCGUUUAUGAAUACGUGCUUUACGAAGGCGACACAAUUUCGGGCAACUUUGUCGUCGUCGACCACGAUAUUUUCUGGAGUUCUGAUCAUCCUGGCAUUGAUUUCACCGUAACUUCGCCUGGGGGUAAUACAGUUCACAGUUUGAAGGGGACAUCUGGGGACAAGUUUGAAUUCAAGGCCCCGCGAAGUGGAAUGUACAAGUUUUGUUUUCACAAUCCCUACUCAACACCAGAGACCAUUGCUUUCUAUAUUCAUGUCGGCCAUAUUCCCACUGAUCAUGACCUUGCCAAAGAUGAACAUUUGAACCCAAUUAAUGUUAAAAUUGCUGAGCUGAGAGAGGCUUUGGAGUCUGUUACAGCAGAACAAAAGUACUUGAAAGCUCGUGAUACUCGGCAUCGUCACACGAAUGAGAGCACCAGAAAGCGUGUUAUAGGUUACACAGUUGGAGAAUACCUUCUGCUUGUUGCUGCAAGUGUACUUCAAGUUAUCUAUAUUCGGCGUCUCUUCAGUAAAUCAGUUGCAUACAAUCGAGUUUGAACAAUUUCAUCACAAAUAGAAUACUAAGAUGAGUUAACAAAAAAAUGAUUCAUGUAAUGUUACAUUUUGGUAUUUUAUAUGUUAUUCAAGUAUCAUAUUUCAACA
This is a messenger RNA of Gossypium raimondii (Peruvian cotton), 867 nucleotides long. Its product is annotated as transmembrane emp24 domain-containing protein p24beta3. The record is from RefSeq and is a predicted model, not a curated record. Bases 124 to 762 code for a protein of 212 amino acids. The transcript is spliced from 4 exons. Gene Ontology annotation, biological process: Golgi organization; endoplasmic reticulum to Golgi vesicle-mediated transport; intracellular protein transport. Lineage: Eukaryota; Viridiplantae; Streptophyta; Magnoliopsida; Malvales; Malvaceae. Gene Ontology annotation, cellular component: endoplasmic reticulum; COPII-coated ER to Golgi transport vesicle; endoplasmic reticulum-Golgi intermediate compartment.